AGCGACGGACGUGGUGGGAGAGAGCGCGCGCGCCUGCCGCCCGCCGGCCAUGGAAAAGUGUCGGCCGCGCGCCACCGGGUAGCCCAACAGCAGCCAUGCGGUGGACCGCCGCCGCCGCCGUCCUGCUCCUCUGCAGCGCCGUGCCCUGCAACUCGGAGGAGGAGGAGCCGGCCGGCGAGCUAUGCAUUUACAGCGCCCGCUGCAUCACAAACUCGCCGCGACUCAUCAAGGUGCAGCACUCGCCACAGUCGCAAUCCUACAGCUAUUUCUACCAGGUGCCGCGCCGCAUCCGGAAGGUGGUGCGCCGCAAGCUGGUGCGCGCCGACGCGCCCAAGCCGGCGGCCGCCACCACCACCGCCGCGCCGCCGCUCGCCGACGACGACGAUGACGCCGUCGACGACGACCCGGCCGCGCUCUUCGACCACAUCCAGUUGACGCCCGUCUUCGGCCGGCGGCUGAGCGCGCGCCGCAGCAACGACACCGAAGCCGCGACGACGGCGGCGCCGCCGCCGGUCGAGACGGAGGCCAGUCCGAACCGGCUGGGGGCGGGCCGGCGGCGGCGGCCGGCGCGGCGCCGCCUCCGGCCUCAGCGGCCCGCCGCCGCUGACGACAGCGACGAGUUGAGUCAGCGGGCCAACACGCUGGAGGCGGCGUCGCGCCACGGCUCGACCACGUCCGGCGAGCGCGCCUUCCGCGUGCAGCGGCUCAAGCGACGCCGCAAGAUCAUGGCCAAGAAGCUGGUCCGCAAGCAGUUUCUCGCCCCGAGCGAGGCGACGCCGCGGAAGAAGAUCCUGAAGGUGGUGGCGGUGCGGAAGCGGCCGCGCGUCAUCCCCGGCCUCUCCGAGGUCUACCACGACAACCUGAUCAACAGCCUGAUCUCGGAGGAGUACCCCACGCUACAGCCGUCGCCCGGCAUCAAGGGCUUCCCGGGCGUCGACUAUCCGAUCUACCAGAGCAUCCCAGAGACGACCUUCCAGUGCAGCCAGCAGCGCUACUGGGGCAUGUACGCCGACACGGCCGCCCAGUGCCAGGUGUGGCACUACUGCGACCAGGACGGCCACAAGCACUCGUUCCUGUGCCCGAACGGCACCGUGUUCAGCCAGGUGACGUUCAUCUGCGACUGGUGGUUCAACGUGGACUGCAACAACGCCGUGCAGCUGUACGUGACCAACGAGGCGCUGUCGCUGCUGCCGGCGCCGCCCGAGAAGACGUUCCCCGAGGACUUCAAGGGCCCCAUCGUCGACUGGUACAUCUACCAGCGGCACCAGGAGCGCGCCUACAGGAAGGAGAAGUUCCUGCGGGAGCUGGAACAGGGCCGCCAGCUGAAGGCCAUCAAGUUCCUGGAGACGCACGACUUCCCGCCCUGGUUCACUGAGCGCGACCAGGCGCUCUACCUGAAGCUGAAGGCGCUCGAGCGCAAGUCCAAGCAUAACGAACAGCCGUCGCAUCGGCCCGUCAAGAAAGAGCUGACGCAGUACGCGCCCUGGUGAUCGCACCGCCAUCUAGUGAGAGGGCGCGCAGACACUGAUUCGCUACCCGCCGCGAGAGGCGGGACGCCCCAUGUGCCACAAACAUUCGCGUGAUACCUUGACCGUUCUGUUACCGGGUCUGUGAAAAGUGCUGCGCGUGAGGUGAGAGUGCAGCGUCCCGACCUGACGCACCGAGCGGGUCUGUUUGUCAGCGUGCCACUGGGGGUAGUCUGAGAGCCGACGCUGAGCGGCGCGGUCCAAACGCCGCAUUUCAACGGGAAGUUGAAAGACUUCGGAAGGAAAGAUAGCCUAUGCUGGUUAGAUCAAAUAUUUCCAGACACUGCCUGGUGAGAGGAAUUGUUGCUGACGUUAGCUUAGAAUAUACCACAAAAUCUGCAUUAUCAGAAAUAUAUAUUAUUCCCGACCCAG
Pollicipes pollicipes is the source of this 1898-nucleotide messenger RNA. RefSeq lists its product as uncharacterized. NCBI's taxonomy places the organism in Eukaryota, Metazoa, Arthropoda, Thecostraca, Pollicipedomorpha, Pollicipedidae. Gene Ontology annotation, molecular function: chitin binding. Gene Ontology annotation, cellular component: extracellular region. The transcript has 5 exons. The record is from RefSeq and is a predicted model, not a curated record. The coding region runs from base 96 to 1490 and encodes 464 amino acids.